AUGGAGUCCCUCAAUGCCCAAGGCAAUGGUGACCAAUACCCUGGAAAACCUGAACUGAAAAUCAUCCUUGUUGGUAAAACAGGAGCUGGGAAAAGUGCAACAGGGAACACCAUCCUGGGCCAGAAAGUGUUUGACUCCAAACUCAGUGCGAAGCCAGUAACCGAGAAAUGUGUUAAAGGGAGCAGGCGCUGGAAUGGGAGGGAGGUGGUGGUUAUCGAUACUUCUGCCAUUUUGGACACAAAGGUACCUGAUGAAAAUACCUCCCGGGAGAUCUGUCGCUGUAUUGUGCUCUCCUCUCCAGGCCCCCAUGCCCUGGUGCUGGUGACCCAGUUGGGCCGUUACACUGAGGAAGACACGGAUGCAGUGCGGCGAGUGCAAGAGAUUUUUGGAGUUGAGGUAAUGAAACAUGUCAUUAUCUUAUUCACCCGAAAGGAAGAUUUAGGGGAUGGCUCAUUGAGUGACUAUGUAACACAUCCAGAUAACAGAGAUCUUCAAAGGCUGAUUGAUGAGUGUGGGAACCGAUACUGCGCUUUCAACAACAAAGCAACAGGAGCAGAACAGGAUGCCCAGGUUGAGGGGCUGAUGGGACUGAUGGAGAGAAUGGUACAAGAGGUUGAUAUACAAAUGAGAUAUACAAAUGGAGGUCGAUAUACAAAUGAGACUUACCAAUAUGUUGAGAAGAUGCUCCAAUUAAAAAUGGAUGAGUUACAGAAAAUUUACAAAGAAGAGAUGGAAAGAAAGAGAGAAGAAAUAAUACAGUGCUUUACAGAGAAGUGUACGAAGAUAAAGAAAGAGUCAAACCUGAGAGAAGAGGAAUUAAAAGAAAAACUUGAAAAACAGGAGAAGGUUAAAGAAGAUGCUUUCCUGCAGCUGAAGCACAUGGAACAAAAAGAAAUGGAAGCCAUGGAGCAAAAGCUGCUGAAAGAGUUGGAAGGAAUCCAGAAAAGUUAUGAGGAAAAACAAAAACAAAUCAGAGAAGAAGCUGAGAGUAGUUAUAGCAUAGUCUGGCUAGAGAUGCCCAUGUCAUCAGUGUCUGCCAGGGCCAGGUUCUCCAUCGCCCUGAGCUUGUCUAGACUCUCCCCAGGCCUAGGCAUGGGGUCGGCAUCGGACACCGUGAUGGCUUUAAGCUUCCGAUAG
Messenger RNA from Mauremys reevesii (Reeves's turtle), 1137 nucleotides. RefSeq names its product GTPase IMAP family member 4-like. Gene Ontology annotation, molecular function: GTP binding. The record is from RefSeq and is a predicted model, not a curated record. The transcript is spliced from 3 exons. Lineage: Eukaryota; Metazoa; Chordata; Testudines; Geoemydidae. Bases 1 to 1137 code for a protein of 378 amino acids.